This is a messenger RNA of Amoebophrya sp. A120, 1486 nucleotides long. The record is from the annotation of a GenBank genome assembly. Lineage: Eukaryota; Dinophyceae; Syndiniales; Amoebophryaceae.
AUGGUAAAAAUCGCGAAGAUCGGAGCGGCCAGCGCUGUCAUUCUCCCUCUGAUGGGGGGGGGGGUUCUCGCGGCCCAGAAGAAGAAGCUGGCGACUCAUUUUUGGGCCGGAAGCGAAUCCGAGCCGACUGGGCUGAUGGAAGUAGACCGCGUCGACAAGAAGCAGUCGACGAAAGAGCAGGAACCGCUUGCGAAGAAAACGCUCGGCUCUUCGCAAGAAGUAGAAGAUGCAGAAAAUAAAUAUCGGCAGCGUUGCCAAUCUGUCUGCACGGCCAUCCACGGCUACGAAUCAUCUCUUGAGGACCCGAAGGAUCCAAGAGGUGUACGGAAUCGGUGCGUCUGUUCGAUCGAUGUCAACAAACUGCCAGAAUCGGUACUGGCAUUUCCACAAUGAAUUUGAGGAAACCCGCUUAUGAAAGCCACUUAAGAAACCUACUCGUGAAUCCGCUACAACUGUAUGAUGAAUGUCGAGUUGAACAAUAAAUACUUAAAUGGGACCAGCAUGACUUACUCUUGCUCGACCUCAACAACUGGAAAAAUGCUUUCCAAAGUAUCUAUACGUAUUCAGACAAGAGGUGUGCCACUUUCUCGCGUAUCUACAAACAAUCAAGCACACUACACUUUCUACACAGACAGCAUUGGAUUUAUUAUUAUUUUGUAUACAGACAACAUUAUUUUUAUUUCGUACACAGACAUACACUUUGUACACAGAGGAUAUGCACGCAAGACCAGGAGCUGCUAGUGCAGAAGGCGCACACGCAAGCUAAGUACAAUUGAUGCCCCUGCCCCCCCCUCUGGUUGGCUUUUGUCGACGAUCGACGCGUGUGCAUUAAGUACGAUCCUCCUUCAACAAUUACACAACUCACACUCAGGUAGAAAAAAGUUCAGUAAUUCCAAAACUUCGACAUGUAUUUUUAGGAUACCAGAAAAGUAGCAAAUCGCGCUCAUUUCAAUGCUUCAUCAUAGUAAGUAUUUCAGUAUAGUAGCACAACUUUCCCAAGCCCAUUCCCAUUGGCAUUGUUAAACGCCUACCCUUUUCAUUUUAAUUUUUGCGACAUGGAAAAAAAUGUUCUCCGAUUCACUCUCAACCCCACUCAGACAAAAGUUUCGAAUUUCGCUAAUGAAGAGCAGUGUGCUCCUUUUUUUUUCUUUCCUUCUUUGUUGGUGAGUCGCAGAAUCUUGAGUGGUGCAGCUGGAACUCAAGACCAAAGUAAGGGCUCGUGAAGAAUAUUGCGGUGAAGUACUAUAUUGCGUAUGCGUUUGCGUUUCGCUAUCUUUCGUAGAGCUUUCAGCGCAGUAUUUUUUUGAUUCGAAUUUAGCAAGAAAUAGAAACCGCGAAAGGAAAGAAAAUGGAGAGCAUGGCCACAACAACUAGAGCAAGGCACUCUCGUCCUUCUGGCAUUCUUGCCAAAUCAAAUACGACGUUGCGAUGGACCACGCGAUUUUUCUGAACUUUUUGUCGAGCUACGAAUUGGAGUCAACAUCAG